CACACAUACAUGCAGGGGCCGCUUUAAAGAGCGGGUGUUUAUAAAGUCACGCUUUUUUGCCAUUCUGCAGCCGGUCACUUGCCACCAGAGCUGGCUGCCUGCAGGAGCUGCCUUUAACUGGAACAGCAAGCCAAACCCCGACGCAGACGGUCAGGGAUUCAGCAGACGCUCUGAUUCGAGGAAUACCUCUAAUUUGCUGUACUUGAUCACAUUCGGCCAUCCUGAAGGAGCCAAUGAAGGACCAGAAGCAGCAGGCCUACUGGCAGGAGACGGGCCGAUGGGCGGGCUACGAGGAGAGCUUCGACCCCCAGGCGGGGGUGUGGGCCUCCUCACAGAUCUCCUACCUCACCUUCAAGAGCCUCAUCCAGCUCCGGCGCACCCUGAACACCGGUGUGACGAUUUUUAACUGUGAGGAGACGACCCUGGCCACCAUCGCCGAGAAGAUGGUCACUGAGAUGGUGAACAAGAAAGAGAUCAGGCCGGGAGAUCGGGAGGAAGUGCUGAAAUCUCUGCUCCAAGACCGCAGCCAACCGUCCGACCCAGAGAGCCAAGCCCUGACCGACAGGAUGGAGCUGCAGAGGUUUUCAGUCAAAGAAAGAGUGAGCUCUUCAAUCCAUCUGAUUAUUUAUUCAACUGUUGUCAAUCAAACAUUAUAA
Salarias fasciatus (jewelled blenny) is the source of this 656-nucleotide messenger RNA. Its product is annotated as band 3 anion exchange protein-like. Gene Ontology annotation, cellular component: plasma membrane; basolateral plasma membrane. The transcript has 5 exons. The coding region runs from base 234 to 656 and encodes 140 amino acids. The record is from RefSeq and is a predicted model, not a curated record. Gene Ontology annotation, molecular function: solute:inorganic anion antiporter activity; monoatomic anion transmembrane transporter activity; bicarbonate transmembrane transporter activity. Lineage: Eukaryota; Metazoa; Chordata; Actinopteri; Blenniiformes; Blenniidae. Gene Ontology annotation, biological process: transmembrane transport; regulation of intracellular pH; monoatomic anion transport.